CCGGCGGCCGCUGGGGGCUCCCGCCCGCCCGCGGCCCGUCCCGCCAUUACUGGCAUGGAGGGCGAGAGCACCUCGGCCCUGCUCUCGGGCUUCGUGUUCGGCGCCCUCACCUUCCAGCACCUCAGCACCGACUCAGACACGGAAGGUUUUCUCCUUGGAGAUGUGAAAGGUGAAGCCAAGAACAGCAUCACAGACUCACAAAUGGAUGAUGUUGAAGUUGUUUAUACAAUUGACAUACAGAAGCAUAUUCCAUGCUACCAGUUGUUCAGCUUUUAUAAUUCUGCAGGAGAACUGAAUGAACUUGCCCUGAAGAAAAUACUGUCAGGCUGUAAGAAGAGUGUAAUAGGAUGGUACAAAUUCAGACGUAACACAGACCAGACCAUGACAUUCCGGGAAAGAGUUCUUCAUAAAAACCUCCAGUCACACCUAUCAAAUCAGGGGCUUGUAUUCCUCCUUUUAACCUCUAGUGUGAUGACAGAAAGUUGUUCUACUUACAGAUUGGAACAUGCUCUGCAUCGGCCUCAGGAAGGACUUUUCCAGAAAGUCCCUUUGGUGGUUACCAACUUGGGCAUGGCAGAACAGCAAGGUUACAGAACAGUGUCCGGUUCCUGUGUAUCCUCUGGUUUUGUGAGAGCCAUGAGACAACACAGGUCAGAAUUCUUCCAUGAAGAUGGGUCCCUACAAGAGGUUCACAAGAUAAAUGAGAUGUACGCCACCUUGCAGGAGGAACUGAAGAAAAUAUGCAUUACAGUAGAAGUCAGUGAACGAUCUGUAGAGAAACUCUUAGCAGAGGUGGGCCAAUUAAAAGAAGAAAUAAAGAGGAAAAAGCAACAAAAUUGUUUGGGAGAAGACAAAAAACACCCAGCAGAGCCAAAGGAGAAUGUUCUCCUCUGCCAGGCACUGCAAACAUUUUUCCCCAAUUCCAGACUUCAGACAUGCAUUGUUUCCUUCAAAGGCCAACAGAUAUCCAAGAACUGCUGUAACACAGACCAUCAUAUUAAUGUCAUGGACAAACUGACUCUCAUGGUAGAGGAAAGAGACUUCACUGAAGCUGAAACAAGGCAUCUAAACAAGCGUAAGGUCAGGGGGACCACAUCAGUUUCAAAGUCAUUCAAGAAGUCCAGAUCAUUGCAGCUUCACCAAAUGCCACUUCAAGACCAAGAGGACAGUGACCAGGAAAGGAAGCUAACGCUGAGCAGCGCAGAAACAGAUGAGGAUGUGUUUGAAAAAAACAGAGAUGCAAAGGAAUACCCACACUCUCCUACUUUCUGAGCUGUCUGUCAGAUGACUUCAUGCCAAAAGCUGCUGCUGGUGUAUUCCAGUGAUGUAUCAAUCUCUAGCACUGCAAGGAUGUAUAUAACAGGGCAUUUUUGCAGGUUGUUUUUUUUUCCCAGUGCACAAAUCCUGUUCAGUAUAAAGAUACAUCCAAGAUAACAUUCCCUCACUUUGCCUUCCAGAGUUCCAUCUGUUUUCUCUCUCUCAGGGUUCAAAGCCUAUGCUACAGGAUGCUAUCAGUCAGAUAAACAUGUCACAUACUGCCUCAAAGUCAUAAAACUUCAAGCUGCUGGUGAAGAAAGUGCCACCCUCCUGAUGCAGGGAGCAUCAAAUGAACAUGUUACAGAAUUAGCUGUCCACAUGAACUGCCACAGUUUAGAUACACUAAUUUAUCCUCAGGAAACCAGCUUGUUUACAUCUCCACAUCUUACAACGCAGCAAGGGGAAAAACAGUCACCUGAGCUUUAGCAAGACUGGUGAGCAGAGGGA
This is a messenger RNA of Motacilla alba alba, 1764 nucleotides long. RefSeq names its product abraxas 1, BRCA1 A complex subunit (gene ABRAXAS1). Gene Ontology annotation, molecular function: microtubule binding; polyubiquitin modification-dependent protein binding. Gene Ontology annotation, cellular component: nucleus. The record is from RefSeq and is a predicted model, not a curated record. Gene Ontology annotation, biological process: mitotic spindle assembly; protein K63-linked deubiquitination; attachment of spindle microtubules to kinetochore. The coding region runs from base 55 to 1272 and encodes 405 amino acids. NCBI's taxonomy places the organism in Eukaryota, Metazoa, Chordata, Aves, Passeriformes, Motacillidae. The transcript has 9 exons.